Messenger RNA from Symbiodinium sp. CCMP2592, 1728 nucleotides. Lineage: Eukaryota; Dinophyceae; Suessiales; Symbiodiniaceae. The record is from the annotation of a GenBank genome assembly.
AUGCCAGCUUUGGGGCUUGGUGAGGAACCGAUCCCUUUGUGGUGGACCUCCGACUUCAUCAACUCCUCCCCCGAGGGCACAGAUCCCAAGGAUGAGAAGUGGAUCGUCGGUGAGUUCAACUGCUCCUGCGUCGGCGUCUCCAAGUGCCUGCCGGCUUACUGCAAGGAGGACACCCCGAACGCCUGCUACAACGACAUCCCCAAGAAGGACAUGAUGGAGGUGAAGAGAGUAGGAGACCUCAUCGGCAAGAAGGGCAUGGAGGUCCUCGUCUCCGCGGCCAAAAAGAGGUCGAAGCCCGCCGAAGCCGGGCAGUCCUUCUCCGAUGGCCCCAUUGACGUUUCCGCGCUGAAGAAGGUCGUCAAGGACGACUUGGGCCUGCUGCCACAGCCGAAGCAGCCGAGGUACAACACAUGCCUCGCGGGCAUCUACGUGCGCAGCCAGCCGGGUGGCGGCACUGACAAGAGCGCCAACGGCCACCGCUACGACAGCAUGGCCUUCGCCAAUGGCAUCAUUCAGGCGGGCAUGAGCUGCCAGUUGAUCAACUACGUGCACGAGGAGCAUGACAAGUUCUUCGAUGUUGUCAAGAACUUCGAUGCCAUCAUUGUCCGCUGCAACCCAGGACAGAUCAAGGCCGACGGAGGAGACCAGGGCAAGUUUGACAACGGCAUGCGCGAGAUGCGCAAGAAGGGGAUCCAGGUGUGGCCGGCCCCGGACGUCAUGGAGUUCAUGGGUGCCAAGGAUGCACUGUGCAAGAUCGCGAGCUUGAACAUUGGGCUCGAGGAUACGCUUGCCUACUACGACCCAGCGAUCUUUGCUGCCGGUUUCAAGAAGACCAUGGCUUUCCAGCCGCGCGUCAUCAAGCAGAAUCGCGGGUCCUCGGGAGAAGGCAUCUGGAUCAUCAAGCUCAAGAGUGGCAAUUACUGCAAGACCUACGGCGAGCGUUCGUGCGAAGACAGCGAAGUCCUGGAUCUGAUGGAGGCCAACGACAACCAUUCGGAAGAGCACACCGUGGCAGAAUUCAUCGAGUUCUGUGUGAGCGGCCGCACUGCGAAGUCGGGCGAGUGGACCUCAAAGGGCGUGGGCAAGUACCUCGAGGGAGGGAAAGAGGCCGGUGGCCAGCUUGUCGAUCAACGCUUUUGCCCUCGCAUCGUGGAGGGAGAACUUCGCUACAACAUGGUGGCUGAUACCUUGGUUGGUAUCAUCCACAAGAAGCCAAAGGAGGGUGGCAUCAGUGCCGUCGGUGGCACUGGCUCCGUCUACACCUUCUACGGCCCCAAGGAGAAGAAGUUUGCCAGUUUGACCAAGAGCUUCCUCACCGACGACCUGUCGAAGAUCAUGCCAUGUCUGGGAUUGGAAAGCGAACCAAUUCCACUCUGGUGGACGUCGGAUUUCAUCAACUCCUCGCCUCCGGGCACGGACGCCAAGGAUGAGAAGUGGAUCGUGGGAGAGUUCAACUGCUCCUGCGUUGGUAUCUCCAAGUGCUUGCCUGCCUGCGUCACGGACGAUGCUCCGAGCGCGUCCUACAGUGACAUUGGCAAGAAGGACAUGACGGAGGUGAAGAAGAUCGGCAGCCUGCUCGGCAGGAAGGCGAUCGGCGUUCUGAACAAGACCACUACCAAGGUGCGCCCCAGCAGGGCCGCAGAGUCCCUGAAGCAGAUCCUGAAGUCCGUGAACCUGGAUGGCAAGGAGGAUUUGGUCACCCAGCUCUUGGCCUGGAAGAAGAGCUGA